CCAUGUCCUGCCCCCGCAGCGCGAGUGCAUCUCCAUCCACGUGGGCCAAGCGGGCGUGCAGAUCGGCAACGCCUGCUGGGAGCUGUACUGCCUGGAGCACGGCAUCCAGCCCGACGGGCAGAUGCCCAGCGACAAGACCAUCGGCGGGGGGGACGACUCCUUCAACACCUUCUUCAGCGAGACGGGGGCCGGCAAGCACGUGCCGCGGGCCGUCUUCGUGGACCUGGAGCCCACGGUGAUCGACGAGGUGCGCACGGGGACGUACCGGCAGCUCUUCCACCCCGAGCAGCUGAUCACGGGCAAGGAGGAUGCGGCCAACAACUACGCCCGCGGGCACUACACCAUCGGGAAGGAGAUCAUCGACCUGGUCCUCGACCGCAUCCGCAAGCUGGCUGACCAGUGCACGGGGCUGCAGGGCUUCCUGGUGUUCCACAGCUUCGGGGGCGGCACCGGCUCCGGCUUCACCUCCCUGCUCAUGGAGCGCCUCUCCGUCGACUACGGCAAGAAGUCCAAGCUGGAGUUCUCCAUCUACCCGGCCCCGCAGGUCUCCACGGCCGUGGUGGAGCCCUACAACUCCAUCCUCACCACCCACACCACACUGGAGCACUCCGACUGCGCCUUCAUGGUGGACAACGAGGCCAUCUACGACAUCUGCCGCCGCAACCUGGACAUCGAGCGGCCCACCUACACCAACCUCAACCGCCUCAUCAGCCAGAUCGUGUCCUCCAUCACGGCCUCCCUGCGCUUCGACGGGGCCCUGAAUGUCGACCUGACGGAGUUCCAGACCAACCUGGUGCCGUACCCCCGCAUCCUUCCGCUGGCCACCUACGCCCCCGUCAUCUCGGCCGAGAAGGCUUACCACGAGCAGCUAACGGUGGCCGAGAUCACCAACGCCUGCUUCGAGCCGGCCAACCAGAUGGUGAAGUGUGACCCGCGGCACGGCAAGUACAUGGCGUGCUGCCUGCUGUACCGCGGGGACGUGGUGCCCAAGGAUGUCAAUGCCGCCAUCGCCACCAUCAAGACCAAGCGCACCAUCCAGUUCGUGGACUGGUGCCCCACUGGUUUCAAGGUGGGCAUCAACUACCAGCCGCCCACGGUGGUGCCCGGGGGGGACCUGGCCAAGGUGCAGCGCGCCGUGUGCAUGCUGAGCAACACGACGGCCAUCGCCGAGGCCUGGGCCCGCCUGGACCACAAGUUUGACCUGAUGUACGCCAAGCGGGCGUUCGUGCACUGGUACGUGGGCGAGGGCAUGGAGGAGGGGGAGUUCUCGGAGGCCCGGGAGGACAUGGCCGCCCUGGAGAAGGAUUACGAGGAGGUGGGGGCCGACAGCGUGGAGGGCGAGGAGGAGGGGGAGGAAUACUAG
This is a messenger RNA of Gavia stellata (red-throated loon), 1363 nucleotides long. Its product is annotated as tubulin alpha-1C chain-like. Gene Ontology annotation, cellular component: cytoplasm; microtubule. Gene Ontology annotation, biological process: mitotic cell cycle; microtubule cytoskeleton organization. Lineage: Eukaryota; Metazoa; Chordata; Aves; Gaviiformes; Gaviidae. Gene Ontology annotation, molecular function: GTP binding; structural constituent of cytoskeleton. The record is from RefSeq and is a predicted model, not a curated record.